AUGUGGCAAUUCCAAAUUUGUGGCGAUGACUGGAAAGUUGAACAGCUCACAAACUACGCGAAUGCUUCCACACUUUACGUUUACUUUCGCCCGAGCACUCAAGAUAUGUUCUUCCCUGGCUAUCGAGGCAGAGUAAAACGGCUGAAAAUGAAUCAAUCCGACCAAGUAUUUAAUGAUUGCUCAAAGGAUAUCAGUUUGGAUGAUUGGGGAGGUUUUCACACAAUUAUUUCGGAUGGUUACCCAAAAAGUACGACAACCAAAAUGAAUUGCACAAUCACCUAUACAACACAACGCUCAAAAUACAUUCGCGUGUGGGCGUACGCUUUUCAAUCGGACGAUGCAGAUCGUUUUAUAUGGACCGGUUCCGAAUCAGAUGGGCAAUCCAACUUUGUUGUUUAUCUAUCUGGUGACAUGUCUGGCACUGUUGGAUGGGCUUUGGGAAAUCUUCAAGUGACCUGGUCAUUCACCACCGGAAAGCCUUACCGCUUCUAUCAAGUCGUUCAAGCAUAUAAUGACUCGACCCUACCCAGCCCGGCUGAAAACUCUUGCCCGAAUUCUGGGCAGCUCAUCGACAUGACGGCGACGAACUCAGCCACAUUCUCGGCCAUCCCCAAUCCCUUCAACAGCACCUAUGGCUACUUGGCGGACACAAAUUGCAGCUGGCAAUUCGGCAAUCUCCCGGCCAAUCAUCAACUUGUGCUCACUCUUUCGGCUUAUACGGAGAAAUGCUGUGAUCCACUCCGUGUUUUUGGACUCAAAGAAACGCCGGAAGCCACAUACACAAAGAUAGUUGGUCCACAUGACCUCUAUGCCCAAACAGUCUACUAUGCCUCCAAAGAAAUCGAACUUAAGUUGUUGAGUGAUUCCACAGAACAGUUCACUAUGAUGAGUGGAUACGUGGAGGCGAUUGAUUGUUCUUGCCCACAAGCGCUUAUUCAACUGAAUGCCGGAGACAAGGCAAAUAUCAGAUUUGGGCGAGGACGGACCUACUGUCGGCCGGCUUUUUGCAACACAACUAUAAUUUCAAAUCGAAAUCAAUUGGUUUAUCUGGAUGGACAAGUCGAUACGGACAUUCUCAAUGAUCGUCUCACUUACAUGGACACAAUUAAUAAUAAAUAUUUGUUCAAUGGAUACAACUCAGACUACACAGACGCUGACUCAUUCAGUAUCACUUUUGAGGCUGAAGAUCUCAAUUUAACGCAACCAUUCAAUGGAUAUUCUUACAAUUUCAGUACAACCAAAUUGAAUAUGCAAAUGAUCUAUAAAGAACUUUGCAUCGAGGAGAUGAUCGAUCUUCACGCCGAUAUGCUUUUAAAACCAUUCGAUGCUGUCGUGUAUAGCUUAAAUGCUACAAAUUGCAACACUGUUGCCAUUCGAGCGUUUCUUUUUGGACUUCCCAGUGGAUACUAUCUGAAUCUUUAUGAUGGGGAUUUUGACACUGGUCGCCCAAUUACCCCAAGUUAUUCGACGAACGAUCCAAUGACAAUUGCUACCAAUUUACUGGCUGUUCGAAUCGUUCGUCUCGAUCGAAAUGUCGACCGCUUUCAUUCAAUCUUCACCAUAAAUCCAGACACAGCAAUCGUUUUUGGUCCAAAAUUUUCCUUUUCAACGCCAUUCAAUAUGACUAAUCGAGUGAAUAAAACGACGCUGCUGUAUUGUGAUCCAAUUGGCCCUGAUGGCACUUAUGGUAUUGGAGUGUCGACGAGUGAAGAUUCGAUUUUUGAGCUCUAUAGAGGGGCCUCGCUGAGAGAUCAGGACAGAAUCUAUGGCGGUGUUUCCAAAUGCAAUCAAAGCGUCACCAGUACAAUCGUGCCGACUUUUAUUUUUGGAAGAUUUAUUACUUUUCAAAGUGUUAGCUCGAUUCUCACUGGAGAGUUUUACUGCCAACAAAGAGAAUACUGGCAAGAUGGCUCUGAUAUGACUUCUGGAGUGUUGAUGGCUCCAACUUAUUUGUCUAACCCCAUCCCUUCAACGCCAAACAAUUACACAUUUAUUUUGCCUUCCCAACAAACGCUCCAAAAGAUUGCUGUUACUUUUUUAAACAAUAUCCCAUCGAAUUCAUCUUUGAUCGUUCUGGUUGAUGAUGGAAAUGGAACAAAAAGCACAAAG
Messenger RNA from Mesorhabditis belari, 2109 nucleotides. The record is from the annotation of a GenBank genome assembly. Lineage: Eukaryota; Metazoa; Nematoda; Chromadorea; Rhabditida; Rhabditidae.